This is a messenger RNA of Mycosarcoma maydis (corn smut), 249 nucleotides long. RefSeq lists its product as uncharacterized. Gene Ontology annotation, biological process: proton motive force-driven ATP synthesis. The transcript has 3 exons. The coding region runs from base 1 to 249 and encodes 82 amino acids. NCBI's taxonomy places the organism in Eukaryota, Fungi, Basidiomycota, Ustilaginomycetes, Ustilaginales. The record is from RefSeq and is a predicted model, not a curated record.
AUGUCGUACACAAUUGCUGGCCGUCAGAUUCUCAACGAGUACAUCGCUCUCGCCGUUUUGGGCGGGUAUGGUGCGAUCGCCGCUUCGCAGAUGGGCGGAUCCAAGGAUGCCAAGGCUUCUGCCGCUGGCGCUUCGCCGGACGCAAAGGCUGCCAACGACCCACCUAUCAAUGCUUCCAGCUCCGACGAGGAGGCGUUCAUCAAGCAAUUCCUUGCCGAAGCCGAAGGCAAGAGUGAUCGCCUCGUGUAA